AUGGGCAAAUUCAAAUGGAAGAUCUCUUUGAGAGGCCUCAAGCGACCCAUCAGUCCAACAAAACAUGCCACAGUUGCUGACCCUUCUCCUAGUCGUCAAGGUUUCACUCGAGCCAACACCAAAUCCAACCAAAACCUCAAGGCGCAGUACAACAACGGCCAAUCUCAAUCUCCAAUCUCACAACAAGCCCCUCCCCUCCCCCCUCUCACGAACUCCCCCUCCGUUUCAUCUACCUUCAGCGAGCAGAGUGGUUAUGUGGAACAAGAACCCAAGAAAUUCCUGAACGAGAAAUACGCAAAGUGCUCUGUCAAGGGAAACUUCCUCACUCUUGCUGCACAACCAAAGAAUGUCGAACUCGGAGAAUGGCUAGCCCACCAAUUGGUCGAGAUGAACCGACUUCUCACAGGCAUGAUCCAAGUCAUUCAGGAGGUUGACACCAACACUGGUCUCCCCCUUUGCAAUGAGCAGCAAUGUCCUACAAUGUCUGCUGGACGCCUCACUUACACCUGGCUCGAAAAUGGUCGACCGGCCAAGAUCCCUGCCCCUCAAUACAUCGUCCGAGUUCAGCGCUGGAUCGUUGGAAAAAUUCAUGAUGAGAAGACCUUCCCUACUGCACCUCCGCCGACCGUUGACCAAACCUCGUACAUGUCCGGUGAUACUGGCGCCGCUACACCCUCAACUACGCCAAUUGUCGCACCCCCAACCAACCUCAAUCAACCUUUGACUACCCUCGCAGGCAUUCAGGACGAAUGGAUUGGCAAGUCAUCGGGCUUCCCUCAGCACUUCCAUUCCGACGUCAAGGCUAUCAUCAAGCAAAUGUUCCGCUGCUACGCCCACCUAUAUCAUUGUCACUUCACCGACCCCUUCUGGCACAUUGGCCGCCACGCAGAGUUGAACAGCUGCUUCGUCCACUUCUGCACUGUCGCAAUGUACUAUGACUUGAUCAGCAAGAAGGACAUGGAGCCAUUGCAGGGACUCAUCGACAUCUUUGUGGCGCAGGGCGUCAUUCCUAAGGAGGCCGUCCAACAGCAUGUUUCUUAG
Cladophialophora psammophila CBS 110553 is the source of this 1041-nucleotide messenger RNA. RefSeq lists its product as uncharacterized. Gene Ontology annotation, biological process: cell division; positive regulation of protein phosphorylation; signal transduction. NCBI's taxonomy places the organism in Eukaryota, Fungi, Ascomycota, Eurotiomycetes, Chaetothyriales, Herpotrichiellaceae. The coding region runs from base 1 to 1041 and encodes 346 amino acids. Gene Ontology annotation, cellular component: nucleus; cytoplasm. Gene Ontology annotation, molecular function: protein kinase activator activity. The record is from RefSeq and is a predicted model, not a curated record. The transcript is spliced from 3 exons.